This is a messenger RNA of Oncorhynchus gorbuscha (pink salmon), 3359 nucleotides long. RefSeq names its product carcinoembryonic antigen-related cell adhesion molecule 5-like. NCBI's taxonomy places the organism in Eukaryota, Metazoa, Chordata, Actinopteri, Salmoniformes, Salmonidae. Bases 139 to 2652 code for a protein of 837 amino acids. The record is from RefSeq and is a predicted model, not a curated record. The transcript has 11 exons.
GACCGCUGGAACGGUUUACUCCAUUCACUGGAUGAAGAACGGCUUGCCUCUGUAUGCUGAUAACAGAACAGACUUCUCUAUGAACAACAAUACACUGACCUUCAACUAUGUCCAGGAUUCUGACAUCGGAGACUAUCAAUGUUCUGCUUCCAACCCCCUCAGCAACAUGACCAGCUCAAACUACAGACUGAUCGUCAACUAUGGACCAGAGAUGCCUGUUAUAACAGGACCAGCAUUAGGAGAAACAGGACACAACCUGACCCUCAACUGCUCUGCCUCCUCUCAGCCUCCCAGCCAGUUCAGCUGGUUCUUCAAUGGCUCCCGGUGGAGACUGGCUCAGUGUAUGAGACUGGCCCACUGACCUUAGCCAGUCAUGGGGAGUACACCUGUGUGGCCUUCAACAACAUCACUGGCAGAAACAGCACUGUCUCCAAGAUGCUCACCAUCAUUGCACCUGUGACCAUGACCAUGGUGAAAGUCAUUGGAGCCCAGCCAAUACUGAACGAGAGAUUCUCUCUGACCUGUGAGACCGCUGGAACGGUUUACUCCAUUCACUGGAUGAAGAACGGCUUGCCUCUGUAUGCUGAUAACAGAACAGACUUCUCUAUGAACAACAAUACACUGACCUUCAACUAUGUCCAGGAUUCUGACAUCGGAGACUAUCAAUGUUCUGCUUCCAACCCCCUCAGCAACAUGACCAGCUCAAACUACAGACUGAUCGUCAACUAUGGACCAGAGAUGCCUGUUAUAACAGGACCAGCAUUAGGAGAAACAGGACACAACCUGACCCUCAACUGCUCUGCCUCCUCUCAGCCUCCCAGCCAGUUCAGCUGGUUCUUCAAUGGCUCCCCGGUGGAGACUGGCUCAGUGUAUGAGACUGGCCCACUGACCUUAGCCAGUCAUGGGGAGUACACCUGUGUGGCCUUCAACAACAUCACUGGCAGAAACAGCACUGUCUCCAAGAUGCUCACCAUCAUUGCACCUGUGACCAUGACCAUGGUGAAAGUCAUUGGAGCCCAGCCAAUACUGAACGAGAGAUUCUCUCUGAUCUGUGAGACCGCUGGAACGGUUUACUCCAUUCACUGGAUGAAGAACGGCUUGCCUCUGUAUGCUGAUAACAGAACAGACUUCUCUAUGAACAACAAUACACUGACCUUCAACUAUGUCCAGGAUUCUGACAUCGGAGACUAUCAAUGUUCUGCUUCCAACCCCCUCAGCAACAUGACCAGCUCAAACUACAGACUGAUCGUCAACUAUGGACCAGAGAUGCCUGUUAUAACAGGACCAGCAUUAGGAGAAACAGGGCACAACCUGACCUUCAACUGCUCUGCCUCCUCUCAGCCUCCCAGCCAGUUCAGCUGGUUCUUCAAUGGCUCCCCGGUGGAGACUGGCUCAGUGUAUGAGACUGGCCCACUGACCUUAGCCAGUCAUGGGGAGUACACCUGUGUGGCCUUCAACAACUUCACUGGCAGAAACAGAACUGUCUCCAAGAUGCUCACUGUUGUUGAACCAGUCACCAUGACCAUGGUGAAAGCCAUGGGAUCCCAGCCAAUACUGAACCAGACAUUCUCUCUGACCUGUGAGACCACUGGAACCAUUUACUCCAUUCACUGGAUGAAGAACGGCUUGCCUCUGUAUGCUGAUAACAGAACAGACUUCUCUAUUGACAAUAAUACACUGACCUUCAACUCUGUCCAGCAUUCUGACAAAGGAGACUAUAAGUGUUCUGCCUACAACCCCCUCAGCAACAUGACCAGCACAGAAUACAGACUGAUCAUCAACUAUGGUCCAGAGAGACCUGUUAUCAUGAGUCCAGAUAUAGCGAUGACAGGAUACAUCGUGACCUUCAACUGUACUGCCUCCUCUCAGCCUCCCAGCCAGUUUAGCUGGUUCUUCAAUGGCUCCCAGGUGGCGGCUGGCUCAGUGUAUAAGACAGGCCCACUGACCUUAGCCAGUCAUGGGGAGUACACCUGUGUGGCCUUCAACAACCUCACUGUCAGAAACAGCACUGUCUCCAAGAUGCUCACCAUCAUUGAGGCUAUAACGUCGGUGACGGUGAAACUAAACAAAUUACCAAUAGCAUCUGACAACCUAACUCUCACCUGUGAUGUCACCGGGCACUAUGACACCAUCUACUGGAUGAAGGACAACCUGUCUCUGGUCCUGAACAACACCUUGAACUCUGACAUCACCAUCUCUAACAACUCUUUGCACUUCAGUCCAGUCAAGGUGUCUAACGAUGGAAACUAUCAGUGCGUCGCCACCAACCUCUUUGGUCCAAACACCAGCCCUAAAUACCAGCUACUGGUGAACUAUGGCCCUAAGAGUGUGAAUAUCUCUGGCCCAGUCUCAGUGGUGAUUGGCUCAGUAACCACAGUUACACUGAAGUGCUCUGCCGACUCCCGGCCAAUCAGCGAGUACGGGUGGAAAUUCAACAAUCAAUCAGUGCUUGGGACUGGACCUAUGAAAUCUGUUAUUGCCUCCUUGGAGAAUGCAGGGGACUACACUUGUGUGGCCAAGAACCCUGUGACCAACAUCUCAAUGUCCAAGACCAUUAGUCUGGAUGUUACUGGCCACUCGAAUGCCCCUCCAUUCCAGGCCAGAGUUGGUCUGAUGCUAACAGCCCUGCUAGCUCUCUCUCUCUGCCUCUGAUCAAGCACUGAGACCACCACAGUAAGCACACUGCAUGUCUGUCUGCUGGUUGGGAGCCAAUAACUCCCUUUCCUCUACCCUCACUGACUCAGAUUGUUGAUCUGAAAAAGGACUGGAUAGGAAUAAGUGGUAUUGUCGAUUUUUUAAUUGCCCCAUCUUGUCACCAUAGGGCUGGAUUUAGUAUGCUCAGCUCCUUUCCAAUGCUUUUAGAUUGUGAGGAGAGAGUCAACAAGAGGUCAGAUGGGAGGGAUCUAUCCCCUUAGAAUAGAACCCACCUCUACAGUGUGUUUAUAUGUCAAUCAUCUCUAUAAAUAACAACCAAAAUCUUGAAAACUGGUCUUCAACAUGGUCAUUGAAGGGGCAAACAUCCACUGCUCAGCUGCGUUGCCUAUUUCUGUUUCUAAUGAAAUGUUCUUAGAUAUUCACUGCCCUUAUGACUGUGACUAUUGCCCUUUCUGUGUUUGAUGAUGUAUGUAAACACUGUUCAAGCACAAAUUCUGGUUUAUUUAACUUAUAAAUACCUUAAAGUUAAAAUGUUUCAAACUAUAAUACAUUCAGCUGGUGUUUAUGUUUAACAUGGGUUGUUAUUCACAUUAAACACUGUAUAAGCUUGUAAAUCCUCAGAGGAGAUGCAGGCUUGUGCUAUUGUCUUAUAUUUAUAUUUCCUCUUCAUUAAUUAUAGUCUUAAAUAAAGUGCUGUCUUUUCA